Trichomycterus rosablanca is the source of this 6369-nucleotide messenger RNA. It is a transcript of the gene cacna1eb, whose product is annotated as calcium channel, voltage-dependent, R type, alpha 1E subunit b. Gene Ontology annotation, molecular function: high voltage-gated calcium channel activity. Lineage: Eukaryota; Metazoa; Chordata; Actinopteri; Siluriformes; Trichomycteridae. The record is from RefSeq and is a predicted model, not a curated record. Gene Ontology annotation, cellular component: neuronal cell body; membrane; voltage-gated calcium channel complex. Gene Ontology annotation, biological process: chemical synaptic transmission; calcium ion import across plasma membrane. The coding region runs from base 14 to 6277 and encodes 2087 amino acids. The transcript is spliced from 45 exons.
UCCGUUUGAGUACAUGAUCCUGGCCACCAUCAUCGCCAACUGUGUGGUCCUUGCUCUGGAGCAGCAUCUUCCUGGAGAGGACAAGACGCCCAUGGCCAAGAGACUGGAGAAGACAGAGCCCUAUUUUAUUGGAAUCUUCUGUUUUGAAGCCGGCAUCAAACUGGUAGCCCUGGGUUUUGUUUUCCACAAGGGAUCCUACCUGAGGAACGGCUGGAACGUCAUGGAUUUCAUUGUCGUCCUCAGUGGGAUCUUGGCCACUGCUGGAGCUCACAUGAACAUCCCGGUGGAUCUAAGGACUCUGAGAGCGGUGAGAGUACUGAGACCCCUCAAACUCGUCUCAGGAAUCCCAAGUUUGCAGAUUGUUCUGAAGUCCAUCAUCAAAGCCAUGGUUCCACUGCUGCAGAUCGGCCUCCUGCUUUUCUUCGCCAUCCUGAUGUUCGCCAUCAUCGGCCUGGAGUUCUACAGCGGCAAGCUGCACCACACCUGCUCUCCCAGACCAGACAUCCUCGAUAACGAAACGGUCGACUCCUCCGAGGUGGAGUUCACCUGCGGGGUACGAAAGUGUCCGGACAAGUACGACUGCAACAACACGUGGAUCGGACCGAACGAUGGCAUCACUCAGUUCGACAACAUCCUGUUUGCCGUGCUCACGGUCUUCCAGUGUAUUACCAUGGAGGGAUGGACCGCCGUGCUUUAUAACACUAAUGAUGCGCUUGGUCCCACGUUUAACUGGAUGUACUUUAUUCCCCUCAUCAUUAUCGGCUCCUUCUUUGUGCUGAACCUGGUUCUGGGUGUCCUUUCAGGUGAGUUUGCUAAAGAGAGAGAGCGUGUGGAGAACCGACGAGCCUUCAUGAAGCUCAGACGACAGCAGCAGGUGGAGAGGGAGCUGAACGGCUAUCGUGCCUGGAUAGAUCGAGCGGAGGAAGUGAUGCUUGCGGAGGAGAAUAAGAACUCUGGGAGAUCUGCAUUAGAAGUGCUGAAACGAGCCACAAGCAAGAAAAACGCAAGACGUCGUGGAGAGGAUAAAUACUCUGAAAUCUCAACAGUUGGUGGUCCGCGACCUCCAGUGAAUAUUCGUACGGUGAGGCGCGGUCCUGCUGCUUACCUGCGACGUAAAGAACGAAUGCUGCGCUUCUCCAUCCGCCGCAUGGUCAAGACGGACAGUUUCUACUGGAUCGUGCUCAGUUUAGUGGCCCUCAACACCAUCUGUGUGGCCAUCGUCCACCACAACCAGCCCGAGUGGCUGACCGUCCUACAGUACUAUGCAGAGUUCGUGUUUCUGGGGCUCUUCCUCGCCGAGAUGUUUCUGAAGAUGUACGGCCUCGGCUUCCGCCUCUACUUCCACUCCUCCUUCAACUGCUUCGACUGUGGGGUGAUCAUUGGCAGCAUCUUUGAGGUGGUUUGGGGAUUCUUUAGACCCGGGACGUCCUUCGGCAUCAGUGUCCUCAGAGCUUUACGACUGUUACGAAUCUUUAAAAUCACCAGGUACUGGGCUUCCUUAAGGAACUUGGUUGUGUCUCUGAUGAGCUCUAUGAAGUCAAUCAUCAGCCUGCUGUUCCUGCUCUUCCUCUUCAUCGUGGUUUUCGCUUUGCUCGGGAUGCAGCUCUUCGGUGGAAGAUUCAUCUUUAAAGACUACACUCCUGCUAAUUUUGACACAUUUCCAGCAUCUAUCAUGACCGUCUUUCAGAUUCUGACGGGUGAAGACUGGAAUGAGGUGAUGUAUAACGGGAUCCGUUCUCAGGGAGGAGUGCAGUACGGCAUGUGGUCGUCCAUCUACUUCAUCGUACUCACGCUGAUUGGAAACUACACGUUGCUGAAUGUCUUCUUGGCCAUCGCUGUGGAUAAUCUCGCCAAUGCACAGGAACUUACAAAGGAUGAAGAGGAGGAGGAAGAGUUCUUUAAUUCGAGGUAUAAGGGUCGGGAGUUUGGUCUAUCUGAAAGAAGACGAAGGCCGUACCUCUACAGAAAGAGAGCCAUUCACAGAGGCCGGCCGAACCCGGCUGAGGCGGAGGAGGAGGCUGCAGGCGUGAAAGGCUGUGAGGAUCAGCCCCCCAAUGCCUUCGCCAACCGGCGCGACCGACGCAACAAGAUCAAGAUGUCCGUGUGGGAGCAACGUGCCAACCAGCUGCGCAGACGCCGCCAUAUUGCCAGUCGUGAGGUUCUAUUCGACAACCCAGGUGAAGACCCUCUGGCCACACCCAAUAGCGGUGCUGGACCCCAAGCGUCCCCCGACGCCAGCCCGGCACACCUACCUGAGUCGCCCAUGUCUGUCAUCAUGCCUUUGCCAGAACCUCCAAUGUCCAUCCCUCUCCCUGAACCACCUGAAUCUGAGCCGGUGUCUUUGGAGGAAAUCCAAGCAGGCACUGUUAAUCGAUCUAAUACUGACAGGAGACAUCGGGUGGCACGGAAGUUUCGGGCUGCAGCGGCUGUGGGAGUGGUGCAGGGGGGUCGGCACCGCAGGCACAGGCAUCGUGAGUCUAGGACGGACACUAAAAAUGAAGAUGACGAACAUUUCCAGGAAGGAAGGGACGACGGGGAGGCCUCGCAGUCCAGGCAAAGCUUGCUCACAGAUGACAGGGAGCCUCACCAGCAACCCGAGCCAGACGAUGAACAGCAGAGGGAGGGUACACGUGAGACUGAGGUCACUUCACAGGAGUCUGGUCAUCAGUGCACUUGCACAACUCUGGGAGAAGAAGGUGAAGCCAAGUUCUGCCCACAGCACCGUGUGGAAAACGCUGCAGAUAUAAAUUACCUCUCAGGAGAAGCCAUCGAUAAUGAGAACAAUGCCUGCUAUCUGAACCAGGGCGAGGCAAUGACGGAAACAGGCAUGAUGCGAGAGAUGUCAGCACAGCCACUGCUGGAGCUGACACCAAUGACUGUCACUUUUAAGGAUGUCGAAGCGGGUUACCCUGAAAAGACUGGGAAGGAUGACGACGAUGAUGAUGAUGAUGAAGAUGAUGAUGAUGAUGAAAUGGACGAUGAUGGACCAACCAAAGCUGUCCAACCUGAAGCACCAGAUAGCAUGUUUAUUUUCAAAAGCAGAAACCCGAUUAGAAGAAUAUGCCACUAUGUGGUCACUUUGCGCUACUUUGAGAUGACCAUCCUUCUGGUGAUUGUAGCGAGCAGCAUUGCGCUGGCCGCAGAGGAUCCUGUGUGCACCAACUCAGAGCGCAACCGGGUUCUCCGUUACUUUGAUUAUGUUUUCACUGGUGUCUUUACAUUCGAAAUGAUCAUAAAGAUGAUCGACCAGGGUCUCAUUCUGCAUGAUGGCUCAUAUUUUAGAGACCUGUGGAACAUUUUGGACUUCAUUGUUGUGGUUGGAGCUCUUUUCGCUUUUGCUCUCACGAAUGUAAUGGGAAACAACAAAGGCAGAGACAUCAAGACCAUCAAGUCUCUGCGGGUGCUGAGAGUUCUCCGGCCACUGAAGACCAUAAAAAGGCUUCCAAAGCUAAAGGCGGUGUUCGAUUGUGUGGUGACCUCUCUGAAGAACGUCUUCAACAUCCUCAUCGUGUACAAGCUCUUCAUGUUCAUCUUCGCCGUCAUUGCUGUUCAGCUUUUCAAAGGGAAGUUCUUCUACUGUACGGACGGAUCCAUGGGAACUCAGAGAGAAUGCCAAGGUUACUACAUCGAUUACGGGAGGGACAGGAAGGAGGUGAAGAAGAGGGAAUGGAAGCGGCACGAGUUCCAUUACGAUAAUGUCAUGUGGGCUCUGCUCACACUCUUCACCGUAUCCACAGGAGAGGGCUGGCCCCAGAUUCUUCAGCAUUCAGUAGAUGUGACUGAGGAAGACCACGGCCCGAGCCGAGGCAACCGCAUGGAGAUGUCUAUCUUCUAUGUCAUAUACUUCGUGGUCUUCCCCUUCUUCUUUGUGAACAUCUUUGUUGCCCUCAUCAUCAUUACAUUUCAGGAGCAGGGAGAUAAAAUGAUGGAGGAAUGUAACUUGGAGAAGAAUGAGAGAGCCUGCAUAGACUUUGUUAUCAGUGCUAAACCGUUCACUCGCUACAUGCCGCAGAACAGACAGACCCUUCAGUAUCGACUGUGGCACUUUGUGGUUUCACCCUCGUUUGAGUACACCGUUCUGGUCAUGAUCGCACUCAACACUGUGGUCCUCAUGAUGAAGUACCACUCAGCACCAGCUGCUUACGACAUGGUCCUGAAGCACCUGAACUCAGCCUUCACUGUGCUCUUCUCUAUGGAGUGCAUCCUGAAGAUCCUGGCAUUCGGAUUUAUGAACUAUUUCCGAGACACCUGGAACAUCUUUGACUUCAUUACUGUGCUGGGAAGCAUAACUGAGAUCAUCGUAGACUUACAGUCGGUCAACACCAUUAACAUGAGUUUCCUGAAGCUGUUCCGGGCAGCUCGGCUCAUAAAGCUCCUGAGACAGGGCUACACCAUUCGAAUUCUGCUCUGGACCUUUGUCCAGUCUUUUAAGGCCCUGCCGUACGUGUGUCUGCUCAUCGCUAUGCUCUUCUUCAUUUACGCCAUCAUUGGCAUGCAGGUGUUCGGAAACAUCAAACUUAACGAUGAAAGCCACAUAAACCAGCACAACAACUUCAAGACAUUUUUCGGUGCCUUGAUGCUGCUCUUCAGAAGUGCAACCGGAGAGUCAUGGCAGGAGAUCAUGCUGUCGUGUCUGGCCGGACAGGAGUGUGAGCCCGAUCCUUCCAUCGCCCCGCCCUUCAUCUCUCCGGAUCAUGAAGGCGGCUGUGGCACUGACUUUGCUUAUUUCUACUUUGUCUCCUUCAUCUUCUUCAGUUCCUUCCUGAUGCUGAAUCUCUUCGUGGCUGUGAUCAUGGAUAAUUUUGAGUAUCUGACCCGGGACUCCUCCAUCCUUGGCCCGCAUCAUCUGGAUGAGUAUGUUCGCAUCUGGGGGGAGUUUGAUCGAGCAGCCUGUGGUCGUAUCCAUUACACUGCAAUGUACGAGAUGCUGACCCACAUGUCGCCCCCUCUUGGCUUGGGAAAGAAGUGUCCAGCCAAAAUAGCCUACAAGAGGCUGGUACUGAUGAACAUGCCUGUGGAUGAAGACAUGACUGUCCACUUUACAUCUACGCUGAUGUCCCUGAUUCGCACAGCCCUGGAUAUCAAAAUCGCCAGAGGAGGAGAAGAUCGGGUCCAGAUGGACAGCGAACUACAAAAGGAGAUAAGCGUGAUCUGGCCUCACCUCUCCCAGAAGACCUUGGACCUGCUGGUGCCAGUAAAUAAAGACACUGACAUGACGGUGGGGAAGAUCUACGCCUCCAUGAUGAUCAUGGAUUACUUCAAACAGAGCAAAGCCAAGAAGCUGAAACAGCAGGCUGAAGCACAGUUGAGCAGUCCUGCUCUUCCUCUCAUAUCCCACAGUGCAGGCUCAGCGCUGACCAGUGGUGGUUUUGUGGCUCUGAGCCCGAUAUCACCACAAGAGCUCCUGCUGCAGCCAGCAACACAACAGCAAGAAGAUAAUGAGGACUACCAAGUAUCCAUGGGGGAUGAACAGGAAAUGAAUGGAUUAUGGGAGGAGAAGAAGCCGCCCGAGCGUCUGUAUAGACCACGCCACAAGAGUUAUAAAGCAGCAGUGUCCUACUCAGAGCACCAGGCAGAAAGAGAGCGCCGUCGGUCUAAGGAACAGCGCCACCUACUGUCACCAAAAACCCGCUUUGACUCAAAUGAGAUGAGUUCGAAGUCCUGCUCCCGUUCUCCCAGUGAAGAGAGGAGACAUGAUCGCAACCCCCAGGGAAACAGCUCAGACAGUCCAGUCCCCUCCACCUCAGAGUCUAGCACCCCGAGUGGCAGGCGUCGUCUCUCUCAGACGCCCACCCACUCUCACCCGAACGUCUCCUACUCGCCCUUAGUGUGCCACACCCACCCUUCCUUACAGGCCGAAGACGAGGAUGAGGAGGAGCAAAGGGCUACCCCCAUUCUGGGCUGCUGCAGCAAUGCCUUAUGGGAUGAAAAUGCAGAAGAAGUAGAAGUCAGAGUGGAGGAAGAAGAAGCAGACAUGGAGCAAAUGGAAGAGGACGAGUUCGUGGGUUCGAGUGUACGCCGUUACCCCUCUGAACCCUACCUCGCCCUGCAGGAGGGGGAGCACAGCCCCGAUUCCUCCGGCCCCGUGGAGACUCUGACGUUCGAGGCGGCUGUGGCGACCAGCCUGGGUCGCUCCAACACCAUCACUGCGUCGGUGCGCACCAGAGCACGGCUCGGCUGGCACGUCCCGAACGGGCACUUUCGCAAACGCCUGGCGCAGAGCGUCUCCCUCGCCGGCGGUGAAGCUCUCAGUGACACGGAGGAUGAUAAAUACUGAGUACCGGGAGUUUGGAAGUAGGACUCGGACGCUGAGAUUGGCGACAGCAGCACCAGAGCUGCGCUGUUCGAUAAACUGUUCGUGUUGAAAUU